Messenger RNA from Coffea eugenioides, 1041 nucleotides. RefSeq lists its product as uncharacterized. The record is from RefSeq and is a predicted model, not a curated record. The transcript has 2 exons. The coding region runs from base 1 to 1041 and encodes 346 amino acids. NCBI's taxonomy places the organism in Eukaryota, Viridiplantae, Streptophyta, Magnoliopsida, Gentianales, Rubiaceae.
AUGGCUGCAAUCUCUCUGAAACAGAAACCUCUAGUCCUCGCCUUCGUCCUCUACCUCUCCAUCUCCGCCACUACCUCUGCCUUCACCUCCUCCGCUCCUUCGUUCCCGCCGUCUGUAAAUCAACCAGAGCUCCUAACUUACCCAACCACUCUCAUCGCUUCCAUCCUCUCCACUCUCGGCUUCCAGGAACUUUCCUCCGCCGCCGUGGACGCCAAUCUCUCUACCUCCACUCCGAUCACCAUCUUCGCACCUUCCGAUUCCUCGCUUCUUACCUGUCCUUCGUGUUCUCUCCCUCUCCUUCUCCAGGAACACGCCGUUCCAGGCCUCUACCCAAAUCAUUUCCUCCGCAACUUAGCUUUUGGCACCAAGCUCGAAACCCUAGCCUCCGAACACUGCCUCACCAUCACCUCCUCCGCCGCUCAAAAUGUCUCUACCAGAGUUGUUUUCGUCAAUGGAGUUGAGAUCUCGGAGCCGGAUCUCUUCAACAAUGGCGUCUUCUUGAUUCACGGCUUGCGAGGAUUCGUCUCUCAUCUCUCCCCGCUCUCUUGCAACGUCGAGCGCAUGACUACUCUCUCGUUUCCGCAGCCGUGGCUUCACAAGUCGCCGCUGUCGUCCAUCAUGCGCCUUAUGCUAAAAGACGCCAUUAUCAGGCUCCGUUUCGGUGGCUACAGCAUUGUUUCUCUCGCGCUGAAAGUUAAGUUCGGAGAAUUAUCCGAACUGAAAGAGAUGCGACGAAAACUGGUGGUGACGGCUGCCGGCGGUGGAGGCCAGUUCUCUCCAGUGAAGAUCAACUACGUGAAAGUCACCACCAUGGAUUUGCUGCAUAACAGCAGGAUUGUGGUUCAUGCUGUGUCAACGGCGUUCCCCCGCAUGCACCAUCAUCUGUCACUCACGGACGGCGCUGCUGUUGAAGAGGCCUAUCGUCCGCCGUGUGAUAUCUCCUUGGAUGGUGGAUUCUGUGAGGUGGCAGCUCCUGUGCCAGCUGGCAUUAGAUCAACGUCUGACAUCAUCGGCCGUUUGGAUGAUCGUGAUGGUCUCUAG